AUAAUAUUCUUAGCAAAUAUAAAAAACAUGAUCUUGAUGAAAAAGAAAAAGUAUACCCCAAAAAAUCUAAAAUAGAUGAUGAGAAUCUAUUUGAUAGAAAAGAGGAAGAUUUAUCUAAAAAUAAUGAAAAGAAAAAUAAAUCAGAAGAUAAUCAAUGA
Molecule: messenger RNA, 158 nt
Organism: Dentiscutata erythropus
Lineage: Eukaryota; Fungi; Glomeromycota; Glomeromycetes; Diversisporales; Gigasporaceae
Source: the annotation of a GenBank genome assembly